AGUUUAAAAUGUUUUGGCAACACUAUGCCGAGUCUCGAACAGUGCACAAGAGGUAAACAUCGUAGAAUAAUACCAUGUAAGCGACAACUAAGCAUUAUAAAUUUAUAAAAUUAUUUACAAAGAUUUAUAAAUGUAUAAACACUCUGAAGAUGUGAAACUAUAAUUAAAUUUAUAUACAACAAGAAUAAAAUUACUGAAAGACCUGUUAUAUAUUUUGCAUACCGUGAUGGAUGCAAUGCUAUUUUUCGGUGCACUGGGAGCGUUAUAUUUGAUGCUUUUAUUUUUUGAUAAUUUUUUUAAGAGCUGUAUGCACUAUCCAUAUAUGGAGUUUUUAAAGAAGACUGGUAUAACAGUGCAUUUCAUGCACUUGCGUUGGCAUACGAUCGCGUUCAAUCGCACAAUGCUACGUUGCGGUAACAACGGAAACUCACGCAAUUUACUAAUAAAGUUUUUCACAGUUGGUGUUUUGUUUGCGCUCUCACUGCUGCCAAUUGGUUUAAUUUUGCUAAUUUUUGCUAUAUUUAGUGGUAAUAAUGACAGCAAAGCGGGUGACGUCGUCGGGAGUGGUGGUGGUUCACAGACUGUUACUGUAGAAAUACUUUUGCCAGGUGUUAAUUUGCCUUUAGAAGAGAUUGGUUUCUAUGUGACAACAUUGCUGUUAUCAACGAUUGUGCAUGAAUUAGGACAUGCCUUGGCGGCUGUGGCGGAAGAUGUGCAGGUGUUAGGUUUUGGUUUACAUUUAUAUUUUUGUUUGCCAAUGGCAUACACUGAAGUUUCGAAUGAACAACUGAAUGCAUUGAAAUGGUUUAAAAAAUUACGUAUAUUAUGUGGUGGUAUUUGGCACAAUUUCCUAUUUGCCGGCAUUUGCUAUUUGCUAUUCUCAACUUUAGGCCUAAUGACUGCACCACUUUAUACUUUAAAUAAAAAUGUCAUGGUCACUGAAGUAUUACAUAACUCACCUUUGCGUACCAAAGGUGGAGUUGGUUUAUCAGCUGGUAAUAUAAUAACACAUAUAAAUAAUUGCGAAGUGCGCAAUGAGGACACCUGGUUCAACUGCCUCGCAAAAAGUCUACGCAUAAAGCCCGGAUAUUGCGUUUCUUCCGAUUUUAUACGUCUCAACGAUGAAAGCAUCGAAAUUUCCCAUCAUGGUCCCGAUGGCAUGCUGCAAUGUUGUGAUGAUAAAAAUGCCAACCUAUGUUGUUUUGAAUAUGUGGAUGAUUUAAGUAAUGAUGCUCCGGUUGAAAUUCCACAGCAUGUUUGUUUGGAUGUGCGACGAACUAUUGAUGAAUCCUAUGACUACUGCGUUGCCGGUAAUUGUGAUCGUGGAUUUUGCAUACGUCCCUUAUUACGUAACACUACAACUAUUUUGAAUAUAAAACGCACUACAAUGGAGCACAAAAAAUUGCCGGAUGUUAACUAUAUGGGCCAUCCAGCAGAUGUAACGCGUUCUGUACGCAUAUCUUCCUUUGUACCGAAACAAAAAUAUGUAGGCUCUUAUUGGGGAGAUGCUUAUUCGUUAUUUCUUAAGUAUAACGUUGUCUUUAGCUUUGGUCUGGCGCUGGUCAAUGCCAUACCUUGCUUUGGUUUUGACGGCUAUCAUAUAACUAGCACAAUUAUUAAUAGUUUUCUAGUCAAUCGCGUAACUGAACGCCCGAAACGUGAUGUUAUCUCUUUAAUCGUUACCAGUAUUGGUACGUUGUUGUUCUCACUGGCAGUGCUUAAAGUUCUAUGGUUAAGCGUAUUACAAAAACUAUUUUAAGUUCUUCUUUAUGAGUGAGAAUAUAUACUACUUUGUUGAAGUUGAAAAAUUAUCAAAAUAUUUAAAAACCAAAAGGCAAGUUAACAUAAAAAUAAGCUGAGAUAUCACAAAAUAACGUACGUAGUUUAAAGCAGUAGUUAAGAGUUUAAUCAAAAUUGUAACGAUUGCUUCAAGUUUUUAUUACCUAAGAAAAUUUAUUUUAACACUUUUUUUUAUUUAUUAAAAGUAAAUUUGG
Messenger RNA from Teleopsis dalmanni, 1994 nucleotides. RefSeq names its product membrane-bound transcription factor site-2 protease (gene S2P). Gene Ontology annotation, molecular function: protein binding; metalloendopeptidase activity. The record is from RefSeq and is a predicted model, not a curated record. The transcript has 3 exons. Gene Ontology annotation, cellular component: cytoplasm; membrane. Lineage: Eukaryota; Metazoa; Arthropoda; Insecta; Diptera; Diopsidae. The coding region runs from base 227 to 1759 and encodes 510 amino acids. Gene Ontology annotation, biological process: regulation of response to endoplasmic reticulum stress; membrane protein intracellular domain proteolysis.